Sarcophilus harrisii (Tasmanian devil) is the source of this 2693-nucleotide messenger RNA. It is a transcript of the gene DNALI1, whose product is annotated as dynein axonemal light intermediate chain 1. The coding region runs from base 58 to 837 and encodes 259 amino acids. Gene Ontology annotation, molecular function: dynein heavy chain binding. The record is from RefSeq and is a predicted model, not a curated record. The transcript is spliced from 6 exons. Gene Ontology annotation, cellular component: axoneme; filopodium. Lineage: Eukaryota; Metazoa; Chordata; Mammalia; Dasyuromorphia; Dasyuridae.
CUCAGUUUCCAUGGUGACAGUAAACAAGGCUGCGGAGCCACUGCUGCAGCAGCCACCAUGAUUCCCCCAGUUGACUCUCUGCUCAAGUAUGACACCCCGGUGCUAGUGAGCCGGAACACAGAGAAGCGGAGCCCCAAGGCCCGUCCCCUGAAGGUCAGCCCCCAGCAGCCAGUGGUUACAGGGCCAAUCCCACAGCCACCUAAAAGCAAGGCCAUCCCUUCUACCUCUACUGCCCCAGACCCCUCCAAGCAGGCGGAAGAGAUUCUGAACUCCAUCUUGCCACCCAGAGAAUGGGUGGAAGACACUCAACUAUGGAUCCAGCAGGUGUCCAGCACCCCCAGCACCAGGAUGGAUGUGGUGCAUCUUCAGGAGCAGCUGGACUUGAAGCUGCAGCAGCGACAGGCUCGGGAGACUGGAAUCUGCCCAGUGCGCAGGGAGCUGUACUCCCAGUGCUUCGAUGAGCUGAUCAGAGAAGUGACCAUAAACUGCGCCGAGCGGGGCUUGUUGCUGCUCCGAGUCCGAGAUGAGAUCCGCAUGACCAUUGCAGCGUAUCAGACCCUGUACGAAAGCAGUGUGGCCUUUGGUAUGAGGAAGGCGCUCCAAGCCGAGCAAGGGAAGUCCGACAUGGAGAGGAGGAUUGCAGAUUUGGAGACAGAAAAGAAAGAUUUGGAGAGGCAAGUGAAUGAACAGAAGGCCAAGUGUGAGGCCACUGAGAAGCGGGAGAUUGAGAGGAGGCAGGUAGAAGAGAAGAAGCACAAUGAAGAGAUUCAGUUCCUGAAGCGCACCAAUCAGCAACUGAAGGCCCAACUGGAAGGCAUCAUUGCACCAAAGAAGUGAAGAUUUCUACGUGGGCCCCAGUGAAAACUAUCCCUAUAUUAAACAGUCCCCUGUAAUAAAAAGCUACAGUUUAGUGAGUAAACCAGCCCAAGCCCGUGGCCUCCAGAAAAAAAAAAAAAAAACACCAUGCAACAUCCAAACCAUAGCCUAAAUGCCCUGAAAAUACUUCAAGAUUUGGUAGCAAUGCCCAAGUUUGGACGAUGGGAAUUCAUGUCUCCCAGAUUUCUUCCAUAGUUGACUUGCCAGACAGUUUUGGAAUUAGCUAAAAGCCCUCUUGGCAUUGCUUAAUGUAGAUUCCUGAACAAGGGUUGUCCAGCUCAGUUGAAAUGGCAAUUAUCGCACCUUCUCUCCUACAGCCAAGGAAAGUGGCUCCUUAUCCCUCGAACUCUAGUUUUCUCUAUUUCUUAUCCCCUCACCAGCGCUUCUCCCAAAGCUUGCUACUUGUUCCAGUCCUCCAGAGGGUUGCCUCUCUGGGGUCAGUCUUUCCUUAACUGUAGUCUUUAAGACCUGUUUUUAUGCUUUGCUUCGAGUUAGCCCAGUCCUUCUAAUAAAUCAACCACUAUGGCCUCUGCUGCUUCAAGCUGCCAACAGCUAUUUCUCUUCAGAGGAAGUAAGAUUUUAAUGUUCAUGAUUUUGUUUGGUGUUUGCUAGAAAGAAAUCUGAGUCAUGGUAUCUAUCACAAGGAGGUCCCAUACACCAAGGCAAGCUAUUUCAGAAAUUAUCAACCUAUUUCAGAAAGUAUCUGUUGUUGGACUUGCUCUGCAGAAAGAACACCUAUCCUCUAAAUAGCCACACCAAAUUAAACUGAUCAAAACCCCAGGAAGCAACCUUGAUUUAGAUCAUCUGCUAAACCAAUCAGUGAGAAGUAACCACAGAUGGCUACUACUCUUGCUCAGAAGGGUAAAAUUCAAGUCAAAGUAAAAUAAAUCCAAAUCAGGUUUCCUGGUAUUUUUGUUGAUUUGGGGGAGGGGAGGGUUGGUUUUGUUUUUGUAGCACUAUACCUGUUAAAGAGAUUAUUUCAUUACCUGGUAAAUGAAAAUUGAAGCCAAGGUGGGGGAAAAGAGAGCUAACUCUAUUUCUAUUUGGGGUCAAAUGGAUUCAGUCAGUGGAGGAAGCUGUUCAAAUUCAUUCUCCCAAGUAGCAUGGCAAAGAAGUUUUCUUUUAAACAUGGCAAACUCUACAAACACUUGCUGGCACCAUGGAGGAAGGAACCUUCCUAGUUAAGUGGGAGCUUCCCUUCUAGCAGGAAAGACUCAGUCUCACAAUUAUUCAGGCAGGGAGAUUUGCUUGAAAAGGGGCCACAACCUGCAGGAAUCAUUUGGUUCCUCCUCUAAGUCAAGAACUACUCAUUCACCACAGACUCAGAAAAGGUGGUGUGCCUCCCUAGCAUUGGACAAUUCUCAGACACUGCUACAAGAAUUUGCAUGGGCUUUGAGUAUCCAUAGCACUCUACUCACUGAAAACUGAAUUCCAAACUCUGGUCCUGCCACCCAGCAUCUUGAGUUCUUAAAGGGAAGAUGCUGCUGCUGUGGCUCAACUUUAGGCUACAUAAAAUGUUACUUGAACGGCUUCUAUUUCACAAGACACUCAUGCUUCUGAUCUAACAAAAAAACUAAUUAGAUAACCAUUAACUACUUCUGUAUCUGCCAGCUAAAUAGAACUACCUCUUGGUAAGACUCAGAGGAUUAUUCAAAGAAUCCCUGAAAAUCCCAAAGUCAAUAGCAGUGUCUCUUGGUGUAUUUUUUCCAAGUACACGUAAAUGAUUUUUAAUGUCAGAUCAGAAUAGCAGCAAUGUGGUCUUGAAAAUGCAAACUCUGUAUGAAGAAAAUGAAAACAACUAAUUGUAUAUUUUUGUA